Molecule: messenger RNA, 2605 nt
Organism: Xiphophorus hellerii (green swordtail)
Lineage: Eukaryota; Metazoa; Chordata; Actinopteri; Cyprinodontiformes; Poeciliidae
Gene: palm3
Product: paralemmin 3
Exons: 8
Coding region: 453-1967 (504 amino acids)
Source: RefSeq, a predicted model, not a curated record
ACAGGAAACAUGAGGCUGCCGGGUGAGGAGGGCUGGCCUCGCCGUAAUGAGAGGAGUCAGGUAACCGUGCGGCUCACACCGACCUCUUUCCUCCUCACACACGGACUAUAAAGACGCUGCAAGACCGAGGACAUUGUUACCUUUUCCACUCAGGCUGUGGCUCCCCGCCUUAGGCUAACUUCAGAGGACUUUAAAGAAAGUUUGAAUUCUGACGUCGCCUCGUCCCGCUGUUUUCAAUGUGACGAACGUGUGGCUGCGCAGCGGAGCGAAGAAAGCCGAGCUUUUCAGGUGUUUUGACUCGUGUUGUUUCUCUUCCUUUUGGAGCCACGAAGGGAAGAGUCCUGGAAGCAAGAUAAUUAUCCCCUUUACUUUUUAACGAUUGGCGUUUUUUAAUUAUUAUUUUUAAACUUGGUGUAUUUUUUCCAAGACGCAAAGCUUAAACAGGUGCCAGGAUGGAUGAGGCCGAGAAAUACAAACAGCGACUGGAGGCCAUUGCUGAGAAGCGCCGGCUACAGGAAGAGCAGGACAAAGUCAGAAGAGAAAAGGAGGAUGAGAGGCUUAGACAACAACAGCUCAAGAGGAAGUCUUUAAGAGAUCAGUGGCUGAUGGAAGGAAAUCCUUUGUCUCCCUUGUCACCAAACACCCAGAACACCUUUUCCUCUCUGUGGGGAACACAGGAGCAGGAUAUGGAAAAGCAUGCUGACAGGUUGCAGUCGGAGGAUCAGCAGGUGACUGCACAAAAAGAUCACAAAAUGGAGGCAUUAAAAGAGGCAGAAACUAAAGCAGAAAACAUCUACAAUUUUUCAGAGAAUGGAGAUUCUACAGCAUUAAGAUACAAACCAGCUGGUGAUGAAGUCAAAGUAAACCAAAAUACACCACAGGGUGAAACCGCAGUCAUUUUGACCAAUGGUGGGGGCAGCAGCGAAGACAUCAGUUCUCAUGCCGUCUCAGGGCAUAGUGAGACGAGCACAAUAGAACCAGCCGGAACCACCAAGGAUGCCAGUAAUGUUGAGAUGGAGUCAGAGAUUAGCACAACUGCCACUCCUUUCAGUCAGGUUCCAAAUGCUGACAUGAAUGAGGAGGAGGGAGAAGAAGACGGGACUGUGGUGAUGAGAGCAGAGUGUGUGUACAUCACAGAUGAAGGGGAUGAUGUCUCUGGGGACCUUUCUUCCCUGAAGGACCAGCAGGAGUCCACGCAGAAUCCAGAGGGAGUCCAGGAGAUUGUAGAGGUUGUGGAGCAAGUAGCAGAAACAGGAGGAGGUCCAGAAACAGGAGGAGGUCCAGAAACAGGAGGAGGUCCAGAAACAGGAGGAGCUCCAGAAACAGAAGGAGGUCCAGAAACAGGAGGAGCUCCAGAAACAGAAGGAGGUCCAGAAACAGGAGGAGCUCCAGAAACUUCACCAGUGGCUGAGAAUGGGGAAGCAGCUGAGCUCACUGUCAAAGACCAAUUAACACCUGAAGACAGAGGAGACAUAAAAGGCAAUACAGAACCAAGCAGCCAGCCAGAUGAAGAGACAGAAGUCAAAGGCCGCGAUGAAAAACAGGAAGAACCAGACAGCCCACAGCCACCCACAGCUCUGGACUCUGGUGCCGUUUCUUUGGUGCCCAUCUAUCCCGAAGCGUCUCCCUCUGCUCUCAUUUCAGAAAUGGAGGCUGAGGCCAAAGCUGAAGCACCAGCAGUGCCCGAGGUGGCAGAAGAAGCAGUAAAAGUGGAGGAACCUGCCUGUAAUCUCGGCCAGUUCCAGGAGGUGCUUCUGACUGAUUCCCAGGACAACCAGAACACAGAGGCAGAGCCUGGAGAGCAGGAGGCCCUUCUGCAGAAAAUCCCAUCCCCGGACCUGAACGUAGAACUUGCAGGACCAAACAGCCUUCCCUAUUCAGAGACACUGAGCCCAAGCAAAUCUAGCCAGGGAGAGAAAUCUGAGACGCCCAAACAACAAACCUGCCAGUGCUGCUCUGUCAUGUAAUUGUUCCUCUGGUCACCUCGGUUUUAUGCAUCCAUUCCAUUUUUGCUGCAUUUUUUUUCUCCUCUACUCAAAGUUGAAACAGCUUGAUAUUACAGAUUUUUAGCCUCAUUAGCUCAUUACCCGGAACAACCUUAUUGAAUUCUCUUUGUACAAACAAAACUAAAACAUGGAGGACUUUGUUGAGUUUGAGAGAACCUUCAUUGUUUUAGACAUAAACUAGUUAGACUACAAGCACCUCCACAUCUUAGUUGCAGUAAAGUAAAAACAAUAUGCUAUUUGCAGUAAUAAAUAUUUGAACAUAUCUGGUGAAACUUGUUUUUGUCUUUGAUUUCUAGCACUUCUAUCCAUUUAGGCAUUUUAUGGGAAACACUAAUAUUCCACGUAAAAUUUUUUAUUAAUUUGGAACAUUGUUAUAGUGUCAUAUACAGUAUUCAUUUUAUUUAUAAACUGGGGCCACCAGUUAGCAUUUUAGGAACCUUGGACGAUUUUAAGAAAUAGAUUUAUUUUUGAAUACCUGAAAGUGUGAAUAUAGUAUUUCUGUGAAUUGGUGUACAUACUGUAAACAAAACUGCUUGUGGAUCUUUGGAGCUUUGCUGUGACUGUUGGAUGGGUUCAUGAUUAAACCAACGUUUGUGCUA